Tarenaya hassleriana is the source of this 1156-nucleotide messenger RNA. RefSeq lists its product as uncharacterized. The transcript is spliced from 2 exons. Bases 298 to 885 code for a protein of 195 amino acids. The record is from RefSeq and is a predicted model, not a curated record. NCBI's taxonomy places the organism in Eukaryota, Viridiplantae, Streptophyta, Magnoliopsida, Brassicales, Cleomaceae.
CCCAAUACAAAAAUUAAAAUCCAGCCCAUCAAAAAGUAGAAGGCCCAUAUAAACUCCAUUUGGGCUCUAAAUGGGCCCACGUAGGGCCCAUGCUACUACAAUGUCUUGAGCAUCAAGCAAGAUCAACGGUCGGGAUUGCUUCGCCGAUAAACCGGCCCGUAUAAAACAGAGCGGCAAACAGCGACGAGAGUGGGAUCGACAUUUCUGGCAGAUCUGAAGGAGGGAAAAGAGAAUAGAUUGGGAUCAUAUUCGAAAUUGGUAGUUUUCGAAGAACGAAGAGGAAGGCUCCAGAAGAAAAUGGUGUUGUGGGAGUUAACGUUGGGAACAGCGUACUUCCUGGGACUGAAGCGGACUCACAGGCUCGCGUUGAAGAUCCAACGUCGGAUCGUCGGAUCCAAGCAUCCUCGGAUCCGACAGUUUCUGCACCGGAGAACUCGACAAGUCUUCGAUGUGGCGCUCAAAGUCCACAAGAACAUCCAGCGCAGAGACAUAAAAGUUGGUCGGAACAUGGGUAACUGGAUUUUCCGGUGGCUUGACCGGAUGAAGCCAGAGGCUGAGAUUCACUCUCCACCAGAAAAACUACCACGCCAUGCCAACUCGAACAUGAACAAGGCAAAGAAACUAUCAGAAUUGUUCCAUCUCAAAUCUCCGCAGAACCGUGAAUCAGCUCGGCAUAUGUUCAUGUCAUCGAGGAAUCUUUGGCCGAAAUCAUUCCCUACCAUCCCCAUGAUGAUCCGGCCACCAAGACCCACCGGAACUAUGAUUCGGUACAAGCAUUACAGCAUCAGUCCAGGUAAUAAUCCGAUUAAACCGGGCUAUACUAGAAGCGGGUUUGGCAGUUUCGUCAUCCGCAAGGACAUUCUGCAGUGGAUGAUUCAGAAAUGAAGCUUCAGAAUCACUAAAGUUCCAACCUUUUUCUUAUUUGAACUGUUCUGAUGCUUUUUGCCACUUCCAGUUCUAGCGACAAUAGCGAGUAGUUGUCCAAACUGUUCUUCUGGUCUAUGCUUGGCUUGUUCUUUUGAGACCCUGUAAUGGAAAUCAAAGAUAGUUUUGGACAAUCAAGUAAGGAUCAGACCAACAUUUUGGACAAAUCCUAUGUAAAUCGAAGAUAGAUGUCCUGUUACUGUCAAUGGAAGCAUUCCAAGUUUUCUGCUCU